Molecule: messenger RNA, 2343 nt
Organism: Corticium candelabrum
Lineage: Eukaryota; Metazoa; Porifera; Homoscleromorpha; Homosclerophorida; Plakinidae
Exons: 9
Coding region: 1-2268 (755 amino acids)
Biological process (GO): regulation of apoptotic process
Molecular function (GO): protein binding
Source: RefSeq, a predicted model, not a curated record
AUGGAAUGUUUGUUGUGUCAGCUGACUGAGCAGCAGCAGUCAGAACGAAAACGUUUUCUUGAGGAUUACGAGAGACGAUUGCAACAGUUUAAGGAAGAUGAAGCGAAGGUGAACAAUCAAGAUUUUUAUGUUUACUGCGUCAACAGUUGCUUGCCAAGUGUCGAAGGGAACGUCGAUUUCGUGGAGCACACUCAAUCAGAGGACACAGCCACUACGUCAACUGCAUGUGCAAAUUUUGAGUUACAGUCUACAACACAGGAAGACGAGAAAAUCAUGUCUCAGUCUACCUUACGAAUAGACCCUAAAUGGGAAACUCAUUUGAGACCCCAAUACAUGAAGGCGGCCGUGCUCUUAUCUCCAAGUCGGCAUCACCUUGCCUCUAGACUGUUUAGCAAACAUCUUCUCACUGCAUCCGAGGAGGAAGAGUUCAACAAAUUAUCUAAGUCCAAGUCAGAAGAAGAAGUGGCGAAGGAAAUUUUGGGUGUGCUGCGCAAGCAAAGCGUCGGAUCGUUUGACAAAUUUUGUGAAGUUCUCAGUGAUGUUGGAGAUUCUACUCUAGAUGAUGUGGUCAAACGACUUCGUCAAGACAGCAUUGACGACGUCAGGAAGAGUGCAACGUGUAGCAGGAAAGUUGGUGCAAGAAGCAAGAGAAGAGGUGAAAACCGUGUGACAUCAUUACAACAUCUACAUGCUGGUAGAAGAUGUAAGAGUGGGAACAGCAAGACAACUGCAUCACAUGACUUAGAAAGUGAAGAUGAUGAAGGAAUGUUGGCAUUAGACUCGACAUUACAUGAUCCAGCAGAUGCAGUAGAAACAUCAGGGGAAAGUGAAGAGCCACCAACCGUCAGUACUGAUGUAACUAGUGAGGCUGCUGUUGUGUGUGCACAUGCAUCAUCUUCACUCACAUCAGAAGACGAGUCGUGGCCUGCCAUUCGAAGGAAUCAUGCUUUUCUUUUCCAACAUCUUAUUUUCAGUCAAGAAUUUCUUCGUCAUCUUUAUGACCAACGUUUUAUAUCAAAAGAUGAGUUUGUGUCUCUUCGUCGCAGCUCUCUCACUCAGGAAGCAAAUAAACAUUGUCUUCUCUUUGAUAUUCUUCCCAGCAAGCCAAUGAGUAUGUUUCCAGCAUUCUGUAACAUUCUUCACAGUGUGGGUCAAUCAGAUGUUGCUGUAAAGCUGGAGGAGAAUGUUGUACAUGACAAUCGUUUGUUACAAGGGAGUAUUUGUGAAGAAAAUAGAAGCUUAGAAGAGGAAGAAGAGACAUUGACAGCUCAAGUGGCACGAAUAGAAAGAGAGAAAACAGCAGCAAUUAGACAAAUUGAAGAAGAAAGGAAACGAACCAAUGCUGAACAAUGGACAAAUUUGGCUCUUCGAAGUGACAAAGCACAACAUGAUGAUGACAGGAAGAUCAAUGACAGUCUGCCAUCAUGGACACAGUGGAAUGUACACAUGCCUCAUGACUGUUUGUAUUCAUAUAAUAGAAUGGGAGAGAUUGAAGGCAGACUAGUGGUAGGAGGUCAUGAUGGUAAUCUGCAUGUUCUCACUUAUGAACAUGAUAAGUGGGACAAGUUUGUCAGAAAGAAUGAUCACAUCAAGAAUGUAGUGUGUCAUCAAGGUGUGUGUUUGGUGUGUGUGGAGGAUGGAGAUAAACAUCAGUUUGUGAUUGAACAAUUUUAUUUGAAUGAAGACAAGAAAUGGCGUUUCCUCACAGUUCUACCAAACGAACUGCAGUUGUAUGGUGUAUCUGUUGCUCUUCAUGACAACUCACUGUAUGUGGUGGGUGGUAGGACUAAGUCAGGGGAGAAAGUGAACACAGCACGUGUGUGUGACCUUCACAGCGGUCAUUGGUAUAAGAUGGAUGACAUGCAAACAAAACGUAGUUCCUGUUCUUCUGUUAUUUUAAACAACACAGUGUUUGUAGGGGGAGGAUGGACUGGUGUGUUAAACUAUAGUAAUAUUGUUGAGUGUGCAGAUGUCCGUGAUAGAAAAUGGAGAACAAUCCCCUCUACAACCACAUAUAGACCUACUCUAACGUCAGUCAGUAACAGACUGGUGAGGACUGGAGGAUCAACACAACAGCGGACUUCUCCUUCUAAUAUUGUAGAAUUAUAUGAUGAGAGAUCUACCAAAUGGCUUCCUCUUCCACACAUGACACACAAACGGAUAGCACAUGCUGCAUUCUCAACUCGGAAUGGAGAACUCAUCACAGCAGGAGGGUGGGAUGAACAACCUAGAAAUUUAAUAUCAAUAGAAAGUCUGAAAUGUGACUAACAUUUCCAUUUUAUUCUGAUUUGUGUGUAUUUGUUAAAUUAUAAGUUUUAGUGACAAUUUGAUAUAAACUAGAUG